Messenger RNA from Otolemur garnettii (small-eared galago), 2316 nucleotides. RefSeq names its product collagen type X alpha 1 chain (gene COL10A1). The coding region runs from base 52 to 2088 and encodes 678 amino acids. Gene Ontology annotation, molecular function: protein binding. The record is from RefSeq and is a predicted model, not a curated record. The transcript has 2 exons. Lineage: Eukaryota; Metazoa; Chordata; Mammalia; Primates; Galagidae.
CAAAGCUGUAUAAAAUUGUUCUUUUCUGUUUUUCAGAAUCCACCAGAGAAUAUGCUGCCACGAAUAGCCUUUUUGCUGCUAAUGUCCUUGAACUUGGUUCAGUGCUUUUAUGAUCAAGAAUCUGAAACAUCCAAAGACAUAAAAGGAACAGUACUCAACACCAAGACACACGUAGUCAUUCCCUACACCAUAAAGACUAAAGGUAUACCAAUAAAAGGAGAGAAAGGUGCUGCUGGUCUACCAGGCCCUGCUGGACCUCGAGGGCAUCCAGGUCCUUCUGGACCACCAGGAAAACCAGGCUAUGGAAGUCCUGGACAGCAAGGAGAGCCAGGGCCGCAAGGACCACCAGGACCACCAGGCACUGGGAAGCCAGGUUUGCCAGGAUUUCCAGGAAAACCAGGGGGGAGAGGACCAUACGGACCAAAAGGAGACAUUGGACCAGCUGGUUUUCAAGGACCACGAGGCCCACCAGGGCCACGAGGAAUCCCUGGCCCAGCUGGACUCUCUGUGACAGGAAAACCUGGAGAACAGGGACCUGAAGGAGCCCCGGGCCCCAGAGGCUAUCCUGGAGAAAAGGGUAUACCAGGGAACCCUGGUGUGAGUGGACGGAAAGGGGAUAUGGGGUAUGGCGUUCCUGGCCACCCAGGUGAGAGGGGCCUUCCAGGCCGACAGGGUCCCAUGGGACCACCUGGCCCUAUUGGAGUAGGAAAAAAAGGUGAAACUGGGUUUCCAGGAGAGCCAGGCAUCAAAGGAGAUCAGGGUUUCCCAGGAGAAAAGGGACGAGAUGGUCUACCAGGUCCCCGAGGUCCUCCUGGGGAACGAGGACCAGCAUGUAUUGGAAAGCCAGGAAUUGAAGGACCCCCAGGCCACCCAGGGAUUCCAGGAACAAAAGGUUUCUCUGGGGCUCCAGGAAUAGCUGGGCCCCCAGGGGAGCCUGGCUAUGGGAAACCAGGCUUGCCAGGACUGAAGGGACAAAGAGGACCUGCUGGCUUUACAGGGGCUCCAGGCGCCAAAGGUGAACAAGGGCCAGUAGGUCAUCCUGGGGAGCCAGGUCUGACUGGACCUCCUGGAAAUAUGGGACCCCAAGGUCCAAAAGGCAUCCAGGGCAACUAUGGUAUUCCAGGUGCUAAAGGUGAGAGUGGGCCAAUUGGGCCUUUCGGACUCCCUGGGGCUAAGGGUGAAAGGGGCUUCCCUGGGUUAGAUGGAAAACCAGGGUUCCCAGGAGAACCAGGUCUCAGUGGCCCUAAAGGUAAUCCAGGGUUAAUGGGCCCAAAAGGUGACUCUGGAGUUAGAGGACCUCCUGGUCUCCCAGGCUCUAUAGGCCCAGAAGGAGCUAAGGGAGUGCCUGGAAAAAAUGGUGAGGUUGGUCCCAGAGGGGAGCCUGGAAUACCAGGCGCCAGAGGCCUUAUUGGGCCACCAGGCACUUCUGGAUUCCCUGGAGCUAAAGGGGAUCCAGGAAAUCCAGGUCUACCUGGCCCAGCUAGCAUACCAAUUAAGGGCCCCCCAGGACCCCCUGGGCUACCAGGGCCAGCAGGGCCAAGAGGCUACAAUGGACAGCCUGGUGUCCCAGGGCCCCCAGGCCCCCCAGGCCCCCCAGGCUCCCCAGGCCCAGCAGCUGUGCCUAAGGUGCUUAUAAAGGCAAACCAGAUGCCUUCUCUUUCUGGGAUAUCUCUUAGUGCCAAACAGGGAAUACCUGCAUCUGCUUUUACUGUUAUUCUCUCCAAAGCUUACCCAGCAACAGGUACUCCCAUCCCAUUUGAUAAGAUUUUGUAUAACAGGCAACAGCAUUAUGACCCAAGAACUGGAAUCUUUACCUGUAAGAUACCAGGAAUAUACUAUUUCUCCUACCAUGUGCAUGUGAAAGGGACUCACGUUUGGGUAGGCCUGUAUAAGAACGGCACCCCCAUGAUGUACACCUAUGAAGAAUAUACCAAAGGCUACUUAGAUCAGGCUUCAGGGAGCGCCAUAAUUGAUCUCACAGAAAAUGACCAGGUGUGGCUCCAGCUGCCCAAUGCGGACUCAAAUGGCCUGUACUCUUCUGACUAUGUCCACUCCUCUUUCACAGGAUUCUUAGUGACUCCGAUGUGAGCACAUUCCCAUUGAGCUAAUUUAAAUCCUCUGCUUGAAAAGGCAUUUCCCCAACUCCAUCCCACCCCACAAAAUGCAUAUGGAGGUAGGCUGAAAAGAAUAUGAUUUUUAUUUCCAAGCUAUCAGAUCAAUAAUUUCCCUUCCCUUUGAAAGUGACCAGCAAUACUAGACCAUAUAAGAAGACCCUCUUGAAUCACUAGUCAGCAAUCCUAUGGCCCUUAAAAUAUU